Messenger RNA from Toxotes jaculatrix (banded archerfish), 2985 nucleotides. It is a transcript of the gene eef2k, whose product is annotated as eukaryotic elongation factor 2 kinase. Gene Ontology annotation, biological process: protein phosphorylation. The transcript has 19 exons. Gene Ontology annotation, molecular function: elongation factor-2 kinase activity; ATP binding; calcium ion binding. The record is from RefSeq and is a predicted model, not a curated record. Bases 290 to 2551 code for a protein of 753 amino acids. Lineage: Eukaryota; Metazoa; Chordata; Actinopteri; Toxotidae.
GCAGAGCGGUACGUGCUGAGGGCCCACGUCGUCGUGGUGGACGGGUACAAGACCUACAAUCCGCUGCCAGGCACGUCCCCGGACCUUCAGGAUACGUUGGAGAACCGGGACCGACCUCGUCUGGUCUGGUUUGGCCUGGGAGGAGACUCUUAACUACAGCCGCUGCAGUUCGGUCUGUUUACAACUGAAACCGAGAGACGGAAGAUCACUGAGGGGCCUGGAUACACUGUCACAGUCUGUCAAGAUCGAGUGAUUAAAGGUGUGACUGUGCAUCAGCAUAUAAGACAUCAUGGAGGACGACCUGAUGUUCAGCAUGGAGGAGGAGGGCAGCGCCAAGAGACCCCCGGUUCAACGAGGCGCCCCCAACCAGCGGGCAUCCUCCCUGAGUGAUGCCAACGCCAGCGAUGAUGAUGAUGACGACGACGACCACUUCAUCUGCCCCAUCCUGGACGACUCCAGCAGAGAAAUCUGUCACUACCUGAAGAAUCUGGUUUACACCCGGCAGCUGUCAAACUCUCUUCCAAAGAGCAACUUUAUGUACAAGAAUGAAACAGAAACAGUGGCAGAACCUCGGUCGUACAAGGUUUUGUCUGAGAGCGCACGGGAGACAUGGAAAAAUGCAAUCGAAAAGGCCAAAGCCAUGCCCGACCCCUGGGCACAGUUUCAUCUGGAGGACAUUGAGACUGAACUCUGCACUCGUUACAGGUAUAAUGCCAUCACAGGAGAGUGGGCUCAAGACCAGGUCCACCUCAAGAUGGGUGCUCAGCCGUUUGGGAAAGGGGCGAUGAGGGAGUGCUUCAGAACGAAGAAGUUGUCUAAUUUCUCGCAUAGCAGCAACUGGAAGUCGGCAUCUAACUAUGUCGCUAAGCGUUACAUGGAGACGGUGGACAGAGAUGUUUACUUUGAGGACGUUAGGCUGCAGAUGGAGGCCAAACUCUGGGGAGAGGAGUACAACCGCCACCGACCUCCCAAGCAGGUGGACAUCAUGCAGAUGUGUGUGGUGGAGAUGACAAACAGACCAGGUAAACCUCUCUUCCACCUGGAACAUUACAUCGAGGGAAAGUACAUCAAAUACAACUCCAACUCUGGCUUCGUGAGGGACGACAACAUCAGACUCACCCCGCAGGCUUUCAGUCACUUUACCUUUGAGCGAUCAGGACACCAGCUGAUCGUGGUGGACAUCCAGGGUGUCGGAGAUCUCUACACUGACCCUCAGAUUCACACAGAGAAGGGGACUGACUUCGGAGAUGGAAAUCUAGGUGUGCGAGGUAUGGCACUGUUCUUCCACUCACACCUGUGCAACAAGAUCUGCAAGAGCAUGGGCCUGACGCCCUUUGACCUCUCACCUGCAGAGAAGUCCCAGCUGGACUGCACCAACAAACUGCUCAAGUCUGCACAGACGGUGCUGAGGGGCUGCGAGGAGCCUUGCGGAUCUCCUCGUGUUCGCACCAUGUCGGGAAGCCGGGCACCUCCGCUAUUAUCCCGCCUGUCUGAGACUUCAUCUGCAGACGAGAGCAUGAGUGACGUGGACUCCGUCCCCUGCUCGCCCCUCACCUUCCCCUGCUCCCCGCUUGCUGUACCUGGAUCUAUGGGCAAGUCGCCCAUUGGUUUAUCUUUUACCGGAAUGUAUGAACAUGAAAGGCUGAACAACAACAACACAGGUGAACACAAGGAACCUGAUAGUGGCGGUGACAGCGGAUACCCCAGUGAAAGGAGGAGUGAGGGCGAUCCAAAUGACCACGUAGAUGGGAGGAAGAUGGUAGCUCCUCCAAGAGUCUCUGCAAACCUAAAUUCAAACACUCCUGACUACGAAUGGCUGACAGAAGAGAAGUGGAGCUUCUACCAUUCGUCUCGCGCUCACAUCCACCGACCAUCGUGUGUGGCCACUGAGGUGGAGCGACUCAACGCUCUGCUGCAGAAGAAGAUUGGCCAGUCAGUCCUCGGAAAGGUCCACCUGGCCAUGGUGCGGUACCAUGAAGCGGGCCGUUUCUGUGAGAAGGACGAGCAGUGGGAUCAGGACUCGGCCAUGUUCCACCUGGAGAGAGCUGCCCUGUGUGGAGAGCUGGAGGCCAUUGUCGCCUUGGGACAGUGCUACCUGCAGCUGCCUCAUCACAUACUGCCAGACAAGGAGCUGGAGGAUAAUGCAGGAAACAGGAUGAAAGGUUUCAAGUAUCUUCUGCAGGCUGCCGAGGCUGGUGACAGAUCUUCUAUGAUUAUAGUGGCCCGAGCCUUUGAUACAGGAGUCAAUCUGUCAGCUGACAGAAAGCAGGAUUGGGAAGAAGCGAUUCACUGGUAUGACACCGCAUUGAACAUGACCGACUAUGAUGAGGGGGGAGAGUUUGAUGGGACGCAGGAUGAGCCUCGCUACCUGCUGCUGGCCAGAGAGGCAGAGAUGUACCAAGUGGGAGGCUACAACCUUACUGCAGACCCACAGAGAGCAGGUGAUCUGUUUACAGAAGCGGCAGAAGCUGCCAUGUCGGCCAUGAAGGGCAGGUUAGCUAACCAGUACUACAUGAAAGCUGAAGAAGCCUGGGCGUUGAUGGAGGAGUAAUUCUGGACACACACCUCCGUCACAAAAAUUUGAAUGAUAGCCAGGCUAAUUUAUACACAUUCAGGAUACAACCUGAGUGGUUACAGUUUACAUAUUUUUUAUUACAGAAUAUUGAAUGAAUUUUUUCCUGUUGGUGCUUUAGGUGAGAGUGUGUGUGUGUGUGUUCAGCCGACCAGGAUCAGGCUUACUUCUCCAGGUUUCUGUUGCUCCUUCUCUCUGUUUGUGAAGCUAGUCAUCCUGACUCCACUUUUCUUUUAUUUCCUGUCUCUGAUUUCCUUCUGGCAAAGUGACUGUUUUUGUAUGAUGGAGAAGGUCUGAAGAAUCAGAACAAAGAAAAUGGUUUACUUAUGUUAGCACACUCAUGUAGGAAGAAUACAUGUAAAAAAAAAUGCUUGGAGUAUAAAACUGUAAAAUAAAGUUUGCAUUGCUUUUUA